This is a messenger RNA of Phytophthora nicotianae INRA-310, 1153 nucleotides long. RefSeq lists its product as hypothetical. The record is from RefSeq and is a predicted model, not a curated record. The coding region runs from base 85 to 939 and encodes 284 amino acids. NCBI's taxonomy places the organism in Eukaryota, Oomycota, Peronosporomycetes, Peronosporales, Peronosporaceae. The transcript is spliced from 2 exons.
AAAGGCAGCUAUCACACCGUUGGUUUUUUCCGUGGCUCUACCACUUUUCAUUUUGCGCACUUGCAGGCAAAUCAUUCAUUCGCCAUGGAAGGCACGCGGUUCGCUUUUCUCAAUGCUGCGCUGUUCGUGAUGCAAGCGGUCGUGAACAUUUUGUAUGCCAAGCGGUUUGUGACAGUGGCACACGAGUACGAGACGCUAAUCACCCCAGCAAGCUUCGCUUUGGUAAUGUGGAUUCUCGUGUACGCACUGGAAGCUGUGCUAGUCGCUGUCGAUGUCUUCACGCCCCGAUACUCGAUGUUUGCCGACGCCAACCAACCAGCGCGACUUCGUCUGUGCUUUGGAAUAACGUGCAUUCUCAACACCCUUUGGGUGUUCUUGUACGUGUCGGGUCAUGUGUACACGUCUACUGUGCUCAUCUUCGCGUUGUGGCUCGCCAUCCUGGUGCUGUACAUCUACGCUGUCAAUGACCGGAACGCACGCGAGACCGGACCAUUUGACUGGAUCCUGUACUUGUGCAACGAGCUCCCCAUUUCGAUAUACUUUGCGUGGGUUACUACUGUGGCUUUCACGCAACUGGCGAUGUCGAUGCAGCACUCACACCACGACUAUCUGGGUCUCACCACUUACGUCGCGUACCUCUGCGUCGUCAUUGUGCUGGGGCUGUUGACUUCAAGAUACGCGCAAGACAUGAUUACUGGUCUUGUCAUUGUCUGGUAUCUCAUCGCAGUUUCGACCAAGCACGUCCAGUUCCCGCACUCAGUACAGUGUAUGGACAUCGCUGUUCGCGCGUGCGCUGGAGAGGGAGCAGCGAUCAUCGCUGCUGUGCUGGCAAUCAACCUUUGUCAGUAUUGUGUGGAGGACAGCCGUCCUCCAGCCUCGGGCAUGGGUUCGGGAAUGGCUGUCGUCGCGGGUGCCACCUACGGCUCCACCAGUGCAUAAUAGUGCGGUUCCUGCUAUUCCUCGUGCUGCUGCUCGCGUUUCAAUUGCCGUCCACUCCGCUACGGGAGUUCCAAUCCCGUAGCAUUGUUCAGUGCACAGUGAGGCUGAACGAGAGUAAACACUUUUUUUUUUCCGAAAGUGAACUUAUUACGCAUUGUUUUUUUUAGCAUCAGUAUAAAUCAUUUUAUUUAAAAAAAAAAACAAGACGCCAUCG